Ictalurus furcatus (blue catfish) is the source of this 8799-nucleotide messenger RNA. It is a transcript of the gene grid2ipa, whose product is annotated as glutamate receptor, ionotropic, delta 2 (Grid2) interacting protein, a. NCBI's taxonomy places the organism in Eukaryota, Metazoa, Chordata, Actinopteri, Siluriformes, Ictaluridae. The transcript has 24 exons. Gene Ontology annotation, biological process: regulation of DNA-templated transcription. Gene Ontology annotation, molecular function: protein binding. Bases 3435 to 8702 code for a protein of 1755 amino acids. The record is from RefSeq and is a predicted model, not a curated record.
GUUGCACGGAUGCUGAAGCUAUAAAAGAGCACAGAAGCUGAUGAUUCUUGCAAUGUGGAGAUGAGCUAUAUUCAUGGAUAAUGCACAUAUACUAAGAGCUGAAAGAAGGGUGAACACAUUUCUAGACUAACAUCUAGAUGGGGGAAGUAGUUUGUUGAUUGGGAAUGCCAGCUUCUGAAAGCUGUUUUCAAGUAAGCAGAAACUGUUUUCACUUUAUUUAAGAUAUACAGUCACUGACCACAUUAUUAGAAACACAUGCCAGCAGUGUAAUGCAUAAAAUCAUGCAAGUCAAGAGCUUUAGUUAGUGUUCACAUUAAACAUCAGAUUGGUGAAAAAGUGUAAUUGCAGCGACUUCAACUACUGCAUGAUUGUUGGUGCGAGCUGGGCUAGGUUGAGUAUUUCAAAAACUGACUAGCUCCUGGGGAUUUCACGCACAGGCUACAGUUUACACAGAAUGGGGGGGGGACUAAAAGUUUGAGCUGUGGAUGAAAUAUCUUGUUGAAAAAAGGACAUGAAUGGCUAGAUCAGUUUGAGCUGACAGGAACACUAUAGUAGCUCAAAUAACCACUCUUUUCCCUGCUCUGCUCUAUCAAAUAACCACUACCACCUGGGGUGUUUUACACAUGAAACCAGUCAGCUGCAUUUUUUUGAAUUGCUCAAGCAGUGUCACGGGAGUGUAACACAUUUGGAGGAAAAGCGCUAUCCAAUCUCUUCUGCAUGAGCUCACGGAUGCCCAUAAUUGUAUAGUGUCAGCGUGAUUGACAGGGAAAAGAGUAUUGAGAGUGUUUUGGAGAACCAGCCAUGAAUGGCUGUGGCAACUUUGCAGUCAAACUUAUGAUCUCGGGACAACAACGUGAAUGCUUUUCUUUUAGCUUACGCGGGAACUGUAAAUAACCUUUUUUUCUUCACAUCUGUGAUGAUCAGAAAAGCAUCUCACAGUCAAACCUUGAGGCAGAUUGCUACAAUAGCAGAAGGCCACGCCGGAUUCUGCUCCUGUCACCCAAGAAUCUGAGGCAACGGUGGGCACAAGCUCACUGAAACUGCAAAAAGUUCAGGGGACAUUAACAAGGUGAAUUAAAGGCUUCACAUGAGUGUGUUGUCACUCUUGCAACAAUGAUGAAACCAUCCAACAAGCAAACAGUACAUAUACUAAGUGGGUAAAAGAACCUUGUGCGUUACAUUUACUUCCUAAUUGUAACAUUUUGAAAAACUUGCACCCGAUAACCUGCACACUGUUUGUCUUGACGUAACAAUGUAUACAUGGUGCAUCAAAUGAAAACCUUAAAAGGUUUUUUUUAACUUUAAAAAUGCCAAAAAUUAGAAAUGAUUUUUUUUUUCUUGAGGAAUCCGUACAAUAGUUGAGCAAGGGAACACUUGCAUUUAAAAUGAAAUGGAGAUUAUGUUUUUUAAAAAAAGAGAGACACCUAUUCAUAAUGACCCAAUUUUACACAAUGUAAAAAAAAAUAAUAAUAAAUUUUCAUUUGAUUCACCCUUGUACUUUACCCUACUGUUUUGCACUUCAUUAUUAUACACCAAUCAGCUAUAACAUUAAAACCAUUCAUAGGUGAAGUGAAUAACAUUGAGUAUCUUGUUACAGUAGCACCUGUCAAGGGGUGGGAUGUAUAUUAGGCAGCAAGCAAAUAAUCAGUUUUCAAAGUUGACGUGUUGGAAGCAGGAAAAAUAGGCAAGCGUAAGUAUCUGAGCGACUUUUACAAGGGCCAAGUUGGGAUGGCUUGAUGACUGGGUCAUAGCAUCUCCAAAAAAGCAGGUCUUGUUGGGUGUUCCAGGUAUGCAGUGGUUAGUACCUAUCAAAAGUGGUCCAAGGAAGGACAACCGGUCAACCCAGAAACCCUGGGUCCUGGCAUUCAUAUGGCUGUUUCUUUGACAUGUACCACCUACCUAAAUAUUGUUCCAGACCAAGUACACCCUUCAUGGCAACGGUAUUCCCUAAUGUCAGUGACCUCUUCACAGCAGGAUAAUGUGCCCUGCCAUACUGCAAAAAUAGUUCUUGAAUGGUUUGAGGAACAUGUCAAAGGUGUUGCCUGCAAAUUCCCCAGAUCUCAAUCUGAUCGAGCAGCUGUGGAAUGUGCUGGACAAACAAAUUUGAUCCAUUGAGGCCCAACUUAUAGGAUUUAAAGGAUCUGCUUCUAAUGUCUUGGUGCCAGAUAUCACAGCACACCUUCAGAGGUCUUGUGGAGUCCAUGCCUCGACAGAUCAGAGCUGUUUUGGUGGCACAAGGAAGACCUACACUGUAUUAAGUGAUUUUAAUGUUAUGACUGAUUGGUGUGUAUUUUAUAAUAAAAGGUAGUAUAGAAUAUGCUAUCAUAAAAUUUUUAUUAAGCAUGAAGCCCAAAACUAAAAAGUAUACGACCAAGAUAAAAACACACUCACAGUCUACCAAUAUUUUGAUAGAAAGAUAGAAACGAUUGUGUGCAAAAGGUGGUCUUGAACCCAACACUAUCAGUUGGCCUAUCCAAACACAUUCUAAUGCACCAAUGAGCAAACCAUAUUAUUGUAGAUGAAAUUAAAUAAAAUAUUUGCAUUUCUUUUCAUGUUGGCUUCCUGGAAAUAAAACAAAAUAUUUUCUGUGUUUCUGCAUUUUUUUCCAACAUAGUUGUGCUCUGCUUGUUUUGAAUAAUGCUUGCAGAUUGCUCUCUUUUGCCACUGUACAACUACCCUGUAAGAGAAAAUGAUGGAGAGAGAAACACUGCUUUAUUAUGAACCCUCUAUCACUACUGGAAUAGGACACAGUUGGGAUUCAAACUUUCAAUUACAACAGAAGACUGAGAAACACUUUGAGGCUGUGGGCAAAAAUAGGCUUUUGUGCAUCACUGGGCAUAGCAUGUCAUUGGAAGCAUGGGCAGUGUUUAUUAACGUGAAAUGUGCUUAAUGUUUAACCUGCGAGCAUGUUUGACCUUGACCUGAGAACAGACUUUUCUUCUCUUGAGCUGUCUCACUGUGUCUCUCCAUUGCAAUUCAUUGAAUGCUGUCCUUCACCAGAGUGCCAGCUUUUUUUCUGGGUCAGUCCUUAGCCCUCCGAGAGGGCCUGAGCCACAAGAAGUAGAAAGAGAGAGAGAGAGAGGCGGGGUGGGGAGGUAUUUAUAGAAAAAUAGGGCUUCGCAGUACCUUUUUCCUCGCAAAAGAAUCAUUAGAGGACCCAGCUAGCAUGUCCCAGAUUUCUGAUCAGUGCUCUGCAUGAGGGCCAGGGCUAGACAAACUUAGUAGAGGAUGCAGAGCCCUGCUUGGAAAGAACGUGUCUGUGUUCUCCUACACACUCCGUUCCACUGCUCAUCCUGGGCUUAAGCUGCAGGUCUGAUGGAGCUUUGAUAGAAUUUGUAAAUGGUUUUAAGUGGUGACUGAGCUGACAUUUCCUCAGGCCCCUGGGCUUCCCACACUGACUCUGAUACAAACUCCAAAACAGCACACCUGCAACCAUGAUGAGAAGAUUUCUGAAGAACCAAAAGGGCCGCUUUUCACUCCGCCAAAGCCGUUCAGGUUCCCGCAGCGCCUCCAAGGAUUUCUACCCAAAUCCUCAAGUGCUCAGGGACUUCCCCUUAAACAUUGAAUUGGCCCUUCCAGCAACUAACCAGGGCUGGCCUGAGGAUUUUGGUUUCAAGCUAGGUGGAGAUGGACCUAGCUACAUCCUCUCUGUGGUGGAGGGCAGCAGUGCCUAUAUGGCAGGUCUGCAGCCUGGUGACCAGGUGCUGGAAAUUGAUGGGCAGAACGUCUCCUCUCUCAGCACUAAAGCUCUCAUCGCCUUGGCCCAAACUCUCAAAACUGUACCUCCAAGCAUCGGGGUUGUGUCUCGCAUUGAACAGUUGGACAUCACUCCAGGACCUGACGGCCGCUUUGGCUUCACCAUUGUUGGAGAUUGCCCCUUGUUGGUGGAGGACUGUAUGCUCAACUCUCCAGCAGGUCGCAGCGGGUUACGGGCAGGGGACUAUGUGAUGGAGGUGAAUGGAAUUCCAGUGAAGCACCAUGAGAUGGCGGCAGCCAUGAUUAAGGCAUCACAGGGGCGUACACUGCGUCUUGGCGUGCUCAGAAUGAACCGUUGGCAAAAACGCACCAGCAGCAGUAUGAAAGAGACCUACCAGAGCGGAGAUAUAGUCCGUCAGGACCGCAAACACAAAGCCCUGGAGUUUAACAAGAAGGUUGAGGAGAUUUUAGGUGAGGAGCCAAUGGUGAGGGAGAGGCUUUUUGACCUAUUGAAGCAAUAUGCUUCAGAGAGGGAUGUGGAACAGCUGGCAUCUACACUUCCUGAGAUACUGAUCAAUGAGGAACAUCAGCAGCUGAUUGACAGCAUCAGGAUCUUCAUCCCCAAGAAGCACCGGCAGCGUUUUGAUGAAGUGGUCUCCCAGAGCCUGAUCAGCCGCCUGAGGGGCCGAAGUUUUAGUGAGCACAGGCAGAGCGGAUUGCGCCGCAGCCGCAGCGAGGAUCACCCUGAGCGGCUGCUGGUGUCCACACGGGCCAGCUCAGUGCCACGCACUGCCCAUGAGGAUGGCAUCAUCCCCCCCUCUCGUGGCCUUCGCAAAACAACUUCACUCAUCGCUGGGCACUCCGGCGCCAUUGCCAACCGCAGGACAGUGCGGGUAUACAAGGGGAACCAGAGUUUUGGUUUUACCCUACGUGGCCAUGCUCCCGUUUGGAUUGACUCGGUUAUUCCAGGUAGUCCAGCUGAGAAAGCAGGCCUCAAACCUGGAGAUCGCAUCCUCUUUCUCAAUGGCCUUGACAUGAGGAACUGCGCCCAUGAGAAAGUGGUGGCAAUGCUGCAAGGCAGUGGAGCUAUGCCUUCGCUAGUGGUAGAGGAUGGCCCUCCAGCCUUCAUGCUGGCCGAGCCUGAGACUAUGGAGGCAUCUCCACGCUCACGUUCUCCUGUGCUUAGCUCCCUACAGUGGGUGGCCGAAAUUCUGCCACCCAGCAUCCGCGUGCAGGGCCGCACUUUCAGUCAGCAGCUGGAGCACCUACUCACCUUGCAAGAGAGAUACACCAUCUGCAAAUCCCUCGAGGCCUUCUUCCAGCACAGGAACGUGGAUACGCUGAUCGUGGAUGUGUUUCCAAUCCUGGAUACUCCAGCUAAGCAGGUGAUCUGGCAGUUUAUCUACCAGCUGCUGACCUACGAGGAGCAAGAACAUUGUCAAAGCAAGAUCUCACGGUUCCUUGGUUAUAAAGUCACAUUGCCUGUGGCAGAGCCAGAGCCACCAGCUCCAGAACCCCACCGGCGUAGUAGCUCUAUGAAGGUGACAGGCACCACCUACCGGAGCAGUGUGAGAGGCCGUAGUUCAGAUGAUCUGGUCAUUGGCACUCACCUGGGAAUGGGGAUCCGCACUGAGCCUGUUGAGUUGGCCUCUAUGAGACUGGCUCCUGGUGAAAGACAGUCUGGAGAUGGGACCUCUCUACCAGAGACACCCAAUAACCUCACUAAUCUAUCUGCUGUAUAUGCUGAGCUGGAGAAUGUGCAUGUAGGCAAGAGGUCUAAAUCCCUGAAGAGCCGCCCUCCUCCUGCCCCUGAAACAGUGAUUGACAUCUACCCUCACUCAUCUAGCCAGUCUGUCAGAGCUAAAUCUUCCUCUCCUUCUGUACGGGCUAGUUCAGGCAGUCGUAAGGCAACAUCAGUCCAGCCUCCCCCUCCUCCUCCCCCACCUCCCCAACCUAUAUGGACUGAGUCCUUGCCCAGUCCCCAGGGCCCGUCCUAUCCCCAUGAGCUUCCAUCCCAGGGGAGUGCAGAGUCCAACCCCUACAUUAGCCUGGACAGCCCGUCAUUAUCACCACCGUCCCCACCUGACUAUCCACCAAGCCCCCCAGACUACUUACCCAGUCCUCCUAUCCGGAAGAAGCGCUACACGUUUUCUCGUCCCCCCCGCAGUGCUGACACAGACCUGUUUAUGGAGGCCCUCACGGAGCAGUUGGGUCAGCAGCUAUCUGUUGAUGACUUUUUGUCUCCAGAAAAUGACUAUGAGGAGGAUGUGGUCCAGAUGACCCUCCAAGAUGAGGAGGAUGAGGAAAUAGAGGAUGAAGAUGAGGAGGAAGAUGAAGGCCCUUAUAUCCCUCCUGAGCUCAGCAGUGCCAGUGAGAUGCAUAGUAGCAGUGAGGAUGCAAGUUCUCUCACCUAUUCAUCCAGCUCUGAGCACAUUCCACCUCCACCUCUCACCCCACCUCCCCCACCUCCUGUUCAAUUUAAUGAUCCACCACCUCCUACCAACUUCACCUCUGAUCAAGGAGCCCGACAAUUAACUUUCCGCCGUCACCCAGGACCUCCACCUCCACCUCCUCCUAGGGCCAAUCCUCCUCCAAAGCGACAGUCUAUUAACAAGGUGCUUCCUACUCGGGAGGAAUUGAUGGCCCACCAGGUUCUCCAGGAAGCCCAGUCUCUACCAGUCCAGCCGACAACUGUACACUCCCAACACCCCCUACAGCAGAUGCACCAGUCCCUGCCCCCAUUGCCUUCUCCAGACCUAUCUCCGUCUGCCAUCCAUAGCCAUAUAAUGUACCAAAUGCAUCACCAAACUCAACAAAGUCAACAAGAUCAACAGGUUUAUCAGAUUCAUCAGAGUCACGAGGCUCAGCACAGCCAUCAACUUCAUCAGGCUCAACAGAGCCAUCAAAUGCAUCAAAGCCACCAGACUCCUAAUACCCAUCAGACUCAACUCUCAAGCUCCAUGGACAGGCUUGACAAAAUUGACAGAAUGGAACUGUCUGAUAGACAUAUUUAUGAGGUUUACCAGCCUCAACCAAUGCAUCCCGGUCGUCAGACUCCCCUUAGUCAUCAUCAAAGCCAUCAAGCUCAGCUAUCCAGCUCCAUGGAUAGGCUGGAUAGAUUGGAGAGGAUUGAACACUUAGAACUGAUGGAACGUUUAGAACGGAUGGAACGUUUAGAAAGACUGGAAUGGAUGGAAAGGUCAGAGAGAGCUGAAAGGAGAGCUGAAAUGCAUCAGGCCCAUGUGUCUCAAACGAACUCCCAGUCUAUUCGCCAGACUCAACAGACUCCCCAACCUCAGUCAACUUAUCCCAGUCAACACCAAAUCCACCAGAUCCAUCAAGUCUAUCCACAAACCCAACCUUCUUCACUUACCCACCAACCUCAUCAUGUUCAUCAGAUCGAGCACAUCCAUCAGACCCAGCUUGUGCCCUCUGCUCCUCAGUACCAUGUCAUCCACCAGCCCCACCAACCUCACCAAUCCCAGAUCCUUUCCACCUUCCAGCCCCUGCCUCAACAUCAGCCAAUAUCACAACAGCAAACACAACAGCAGCAGCAGCAACAGCAGCAGCCACAGCAACACCAACAUCAAUCUCAUCCAGUCCACCCUUCAACCCAAGCCAGACAGAGUCCUCAUCCCAUUCAGCACCAACGACAUCAGCAUCACCACGAAGCUCAGUCUCAAUCACAGUCUCAACCUCAGCCCCAGCCUCAGACCCACCACCAAGAGGCAUCUACCAUGGAGCCUCCUCCACCUCCACCUUUGCCCCCUCCUUGUGUGCCCCCUCCUCUACCCCGUGCUUCACCACAAAAAUCAGACUCCAGUCACAUGAAUGUGAAGAGGCUACGUUGGGAACAAGUUGAGAACUCUGAAGGAACAAUCUGGGGACAGUUGGGAGAAGACUCUGAUUAUGACAAGCUCAGUGACAUGGUGAAAUAUUUGGACUUGGAAUUGCAUUUUGGUACACAGAAGAAUCUGAUCUCUAUUCCAGAACCUGCACCUCAGCCUGAGACAUUCAAAAAGAAAGACGUGAUUGAGAUUCUUUCCCAUAAGAAAGCCUACAAUGCAUCCAUCCUGAUUGCCCAUCUGAAGCUGUCUCCAGGUGAGCUGCGUCAGGUGCUAAUGACGAUGGUGACCGAUCGCCUGGAGGCAGCACACAUCAAGCAGUUGUUAUUGUAUGCGCCAGAUGAUGACGAGGUCAAACGAUACGAGCAAUACGCUGACAACCCUAACAAGCUCAGUGAGCCAGAUCAGUUUGUCUUACAGAUGCUGUCUGUGCCUGAGUAUAAGACCCGUCUGAAGAGUCUGCAUUUUAAAAGCUCGCUGCAGGAGAAAACUGAGGAGAUGAGAGCAGGAUACGAAUGCAUCUACAAGGCCUCACUAGAGCUUAAAAACAGCAAAAAACUAGCAAAGAUUCUGGAGUUUGUCCUUGCAAUGGGGAAUUACUUAAACAAUGGCCAGCCCAAGGGAAGUAAGACCACUGGCUUUAAGAUCAAUUUCCUUACUGAACUUGGUACCACCAAAACCGUAGAUGGAAAAUCCACUUUUCUGCAUAUCCUGGCUAAAUCAUUGUGCCAACAUUUUCCUGAGGUACUGGACUUUGCCAAAGAACUCACGACUGUACCACUGGCAGCCAAAGUGAAUCAGAGGAACAUCACCUCAGAUAUGAACGAUCUGUACACCACCAUCCAAGACAUCCGCUCAGCCUGCCAAAAGAUGCCAGCCACAGCUGAGGACCGCUUUGCUGUUGUUAUGAGUGGUUUUCUGGAGAACAGCCACCCUGCUGUUCAGUCUCUGGAGUCUCUACAGCAGAGAGCUAUGGAGGAAUUCUGUAAGGUGGCCUCCUUCUUCGGCGAGGACGGCAAGGUCACCACCACCGAGGCUUUCUUUGGCAUCUUUGCUGAAUUCACUUCAAAGUUUGAUAGAGCCCUAAUGGAGAAUCAGGCCAGCGAGAAUCCUCCACGCAGUCCACGCAGUCCUCGCAUGGCGUCUCCCCUAGCAUGGUGACGGGACACACAAGCACACAUAUGCACAUACUGUAUACACAUUUAUAUGAAGUACACACAUACUCAUACACAUUGUACAUGCACUAAAAGACUUUGUU